AUGUCUUCGACAACAACAAAGAGAAAGGAUAAGAAGAAGACUGAUGCUACGACAUCAUCAUCAUCUUCGUCGACAACAGAUACCAAACAAACAUCAACAUCAUCAAAAGAUAAGAAUGCAAGCGAUCAUUCAUUAUCAUCAUCAACAUCAUCAACACCAACAUCAAUAACUGAAUAUUCAUUGAGAUACCCAAUAUUCUGUUGUGCCAGUGGCGGAAAGUCAAAGCUGUUGGCAGUGGGAGGUGGAGGUGGCGCAUCUAAAACUGGCAUACCAAACGGCGUGGCGCUGUUCAAGUGGAAUGGCACAAAGUUCACGUUCCUGGCGGAGCACACAACAGCUGACUGCAUAACUAAUUUGGCGAUGCAUCCCACUGCCGACACGUUCGCCUACAGCAUCGGCAACAAGUGCUACGUGGUCAACUUUAACGCCUCCAACAAGACAUUCGUACACUUCAAGCAGUUCGAGUCGGUCAGUCGAUUCCAGGCCGAGGUGGGCAGCCCAAACAGCAGCGACAGCGGCGAGGAGGAGAUGACGCACAGCGACACCAGCAGCAAGAGCAGCGCACAGGUCAAGAACGUGCCACUAGAGCAGUACUGCUGCCGCUACAGUCCGGCCGGCGACCUGCUGGUCACAUCCGGCUCGGACCGCUCCAUCAAGGUCUGGGAGGUGCCCGCGUACACGCUGGCGCACGAGAUCAACAACUGCCACACGGAUGAAGUUACUUCGCUCGACGUCAACAACUCAAACACGUACAUGGUCACCACGUCCAAGGACAAGACGUGCAAGGUCUGGAACCUGCUUUCGGGGCGCGUCGAGCAGGUGCUCCACUACGACAUUGGCGGCCAGGAGCUGACGUUCCGCGGCUGUCGCUUCCUUGACGGCGGACUGAACCUGCUGACAUGUAUGUCGCGGCCCAAGUCGGGCAAGGUGGGCGGCUGCACCUACGUGGGCAAAUGGAAGGUGGCCUCUGGCAAGCUGGAGGCCAGUCAACAGAUUCACGGCAAGAUGCACAACACAUGUAUGGAGCUCAGUGCCAAUCAAAAGACACUCGCCGUUGGCACGGCCGACAGCAACGUCACUGCCAUCAAAGUUGGGACACUGAGUCGUGUCGAUCGUUGGGAGCCACACGACUUUGUCAUCACUGGUGUAACAUUCUCUCCCGACAACGAAUCAGUCUGUUCAGUAUCCGCCAACUAUUCUCUAAAGUCUCACAAAGUGACACCCAGAUUAAUUGUAUCAGAAUCAACACAUCCAUCAUCAUCGGUACCUCAUUCAUCAAACUCUCAACCAUCCAGUGUUUGA
Messenger RNA from Acytostelium subglobosum LB1, 1302 nucleotides. RefSeq lists its product as hypothetical. The coding region runs from base 1 to 1302 and encodes 433 amino acids. Gene Ontology annotation, biological process: protein secretion. The record is from RefSeq and is a predicted model, not a curated record. The transcript has 2 exons. Gene Ontology annotation, cellular component: endoplasmic reticulum membrane. Gene Ontology annotation, molecular function: GTPase activator activity; protein binding; guanyl-nucleotide exchange factor activity. NCBI's taxonomy places the organism in Eukaryota, Evosea, Eumycetozoa, Acytosteliales, Acytosteliaceae.